Molecule: messenger RNA, 1611 nt
Organism: Plutella xylostella (diamondback moth)
Lineage: Eukaryota; Metazoa; Arthropoda; Insecta; Lepidoptera; Plutellidae
Source: RefSeq, a predicted model, not a curated record
UUGUUUCAACUUCGUCACAACAAUCAGUUUAUCGAAGUCCUCACUUUAUUGGUCACAGUGGGCACUACCGAGGCAGAGCUUGUGUUGUCGACUACAUUCACCAAUAAUGUACAGGGUGCUAUGGUUUUUUUAUCUUGUGGUGUCACCAGUAGUUUUGGGUUCCUGGUCAGAUGACGAGGUGCAAGCACAGCGGGCACCUCCCCGGGGCAGGUUCCACGUGUCCAAGCGACACAUGGUGCAGGGGAGCAUGAGGGCACCUGGGCAGAAGAGGCCGUUGAGCCGUGAGGGCAGGAAGAAGCCCUCAGGGCACCUCACACCACUUGAAGAAGACGACAUGGAUAACGAAGAAGUAGUGUCAGUGGCCAUCAACCCUCCUCCUGUCAGGAGAAUAGACAAGAUCGCUCGUAAACCUGCACGACUCGACAAGCAGAAACCGACCAAUCAGGACACAGCUGUAGCAAGCUCUUCUGCAGCCGCUGAAUUACUCAAAAACGUCCUUAUUCAGCUAGGCAAAGAGUUCAUGUUGAAACAAACGGAUGAAAACUUUGUCUUUGGCCAGUAUGUAAGCGGGACUAUGAGAAACAUGACUACUAAUAUGAGGAUCAAGAUGCAGCAUGAUAUCUUAGACCUUAUUGUAAAGUAUCAGAAGGCUAGAUUUGGUUUGGGUAAUGAAACGGUGGCGACGGCAGUGACAGUCAAAGUUGAUAAAAAAGCGAACGAUACCGAUGAAUUGGAUUUCUCUAGUUUAUCUAAGUUUGUCGGAUAGUGUAUUUACUAUAUUAUUUACUAUUUGUUAUGUAUUUACUACACAACUGCCUUCGGUCAAGUUUUAUUUAUAAGCAUAUUACCUACCUAUAAAAAGUAAAUGAAAUUAUUCUAUAAAAUAAUUAUGCUCUUAAAUUUUGUGAAUACCACAAACGGACCAAAUAAAAGUAAAGAAAAUCAUAUUUUUAUUCGAGAAAUUCAAAAGCAAUUAGUACUUUGUGCCACUCAGAAUAUCCGGACUCUAAUUAGAAGGCAGGGGGAAACUUUUUUUUCAUUGAAAUCUUAGUUAGGUUGCAAACACAUUUGGAGCAAAUUUAUUUUGUUCUAUAAUAUCCUUUGCAAAAUAAUAUAUCAGUGUAAGAACGUUUAUUAUAAAUACACAUUCUAUUUCCUUGGAAUAUUAUCUGAUUCAAUAUUUUAUACAUUUACUAGAAACUUUAUACAAUUCCUGCAUUCCAACAAUUCCCUGUAACAGAUACACAUUAUCUUUUACUUAACUUUUGUAUUCGUCGCGUAGCUGAUUAAAAUUUGUCAAUUGACUCAUCAGUAGUACAAAAUUUAACUCGCUCGGUGUUCCCCUACUUUACCUUUCAAAAACGCUCGUUAAUCUUGAUUUAUUAAAAUUAAUCCGAGUCGUAAUUGGCGGGAAGUUGGACGGCGCAGCAAUGGCCGCGCGAUCCGAACUCAUAAAUAAAAUAAAACUUUCUUUGUUGUGUUUUCGAUAAUUAGUUUAGUUACCGAGUUUGAUUUAGGUACUCUUAUAAUAUAGAGUAGGUACAUCUGUCAAUGCCGGUCUUUGGUCUUCUUGACGUCUUUAGGGGAGAAAUAUAGUUUUCAAAUUGACGA